AUGUCAAACCCACAGGAAUUCGCAAUCCAAGUUCCUUCAGAAGACCCCAAGAAGAAGAAAGAAAAACCGGAGAGCGACAAGCCUGACUUCAAGGGUCUUUCGAAAGUUGGGAAAGAUGUGAAGGGUGGAAAAGAGGAGGAAGGCGAGGAGCUGUCAGAAGAAGACCAACAACUAAAAGAACAGCUGGAAUUGCUGGUUGAGCGAUUAAAGGAACCUGAUACUAAACUUUAUGCACCCGCCCUCGAGCAUCUCCGUACGCUGAUCAGAACGUCUACAUCUUCCAUGACAUCUGUACCCAAACCAUUGAAAUUCCUACGACCUCAUUACCCCGCACUUCAAGAACUGUACGAAACUUGGGCUCCAUCUGCGGACAAGAGUCUCUUCGCAGACAUUCUCUCAGUUCUCGCUAUGACCUACUCCGAUACCGAGCCUAGAGGAACCCUACGCUACCGCCUUUUAUCUGCUUCACAACGACCCUCAGAUUCACCUCUCGCCGAUCCUGGAACAUGGGGUCACGAAUACGUUCGCCAUCUCGCUGCAGAGUUGGGAGACGAGUUCGCGGUACGGACACAAGAAGAAUUAGAUACCACUGACGGCGUUGCAAAGUCUGAACCUACUACCCAAAUCCCUGGAUCUAUCGAAGAUCUGCGCAAUCUGGCGAAGCAAUGCGCUACAUUCCUUCUGGCGCACAACGCGGAGCCCGACGCGGUCGAUCUUCUUGAAGAGAUGGAGAUUAUACAUGAGAUUGUAGAGUUGGUCGACGAGAACACGUUUGGACGCGUCUGUCAAUACAUGGUCCGUUGUGUAAAUCUUCUACCACCACCAGACGACAAUUUGUUCCUGAGGACAGCGCAUGCCAUCUACGUUAAGCAUCACAAAUUCCCCGAAGCUCUAUCUCUUUCUAUUCGUCUCGGAGAUCCCGAUCUAGUGCGGGAGGAUUUCAAUGCCCCUGCCAACCCUGUUAUGAAGCGCCAACUCGCCUUUAUUAUCGCGCGCUCUCAGCUGCCCAUCGAAUGGCUCAGUCCUCCGGGCGAAGAAAUCGAAUUUGAGUCGGAUUUGCAAGAUUGUUUGUACAACACGAAGCUCAGUGAGCAUUUCCGCGCUUUCGGCAAAGAAGUUGGUGUUGAGGAAGCCAAGAGCCUUGAGGACGUGUAUAAAUCACACCUGGAAAACACGCGUUCGGGAACAUCUGCUAAUAUCGAUUCCGCCCGCGGAAAUUUAGCCGGUACAUUCGUUAAUGCAUUCGUGAACGCCGGCUUCGGAAACGAUAAGUUGAUGGUUAUGGCCGAUGAAGGUAACAGCUGGAUCUACAAGAACAAGGACCACGGAAUGAUGAGUGCCGCUGCGUCACUUGGCUUGAGUUUGCUCUGGGACACAGACAUCGGUAUCAGCCAUAUUGAUAAAUAUACCUACUCGGCGGAAGAGCAUAUCAAGGCUGGCGCUCUCUUCGCCACUGGCAUGCUGAACUCGGGUGUCCGCACAGAAGCCGACUUUGCACUCAACCUACUCUCUGAUUACACAGAGAACAAAUCGGUGCCUUUGAAGACCAGCUCCUUCAUGGGGCUCGCCCUCGCAUACACCGGGUCACACCGCGAAGAAGUUCUCGCCCUCCUUCUACCACACAUCUCAGACGACGUUACGAUGGAAAUCGCCAGUCUGGCUUCACUGGCCCUUGGAUUUGUCUUUGUAGGGAGCAAGCAUGGAGAAGUGUCGGAUACAAUCUUGCAGGUGUUGAUGGAAAAGGCAACAAAGGAGGGCGACAAGUCGUUGGAUGAGAAAUGGGCGAGAUUCAUGGCUCUCGGUCUAGGACUUUUGUAUCUCGGCCAACAGGACGCCUCCGAUGCCACCAUUGAAACUCUGAAAGUCAUCGAGCACCCGAUUUCCAAGACCGCCCAGAUAUUGGUUGAGGCCUGCUCAUUUGCCGGGACAGGAAACGUUCUCAAGAUCCAAUCAAUGCUCCACCACUGUGACGAGCACGUCAACGCCGACAAGGGAGAGGAAGGAAAGAAGGACGAACCCAAGAAAGAUGACACUUUCCAGGCUUUCGCCGUUAUUGCCAUUUCUCUUAUUGCAAUGGGAGAGGACAUUGGUGCGGAGAUGGCCCUGCGGCAGUUCAAUCACCUGAUGCACUACGGCGAUCCCAUCAUUCGUAAAGCCGUCCCCCUAGCCAUCGGCCUUGUCAGCGCUUCGAACCCACAACUCCCCAUUCUUGACACACUUUCCAAGUAUAGCCACGAUAACGACCUGCAGGUGGCCAUCAACGCCAUCUUCGCGAUGGGUCUAGUCGGCGCCGGUACAAAUAAUGCACGCCUUGCGCAGAUGCUCCGACAACUUGCUGGAUAUUAUCAGAAGGAGCCUGACUCGCUGUUUAUGGUGCGCAUUGCGCAGGGUAUGGUGCACAUGGGCAAGGGUACGAUUGGGUUGAACCCCUUCUUCGGCGAUCGGGACAUCAUGAGUCGGCCUGCUGUGGCCGGCCUGCUAGCGGUGCUGACGGCGUUCACCGACUCGAAAUCUUUUGUGCUUGACAAAUAUCACUGGAUGUUCUACCUCCUGACUCCAGCUAUGUACCCUCGAUUCCUGAUUACACUGGAUGAGAAUCUGGAGAAUAAGCCUGUGACAGUCCGUGUGGGUCAGGCCAUCGAUGUCGUCGGACAGGCCGGAAAGCCACGGACGAUAUCUGGAUUCCAAACACAUCAAUCACCUGUACGCCUCGGUACAACAGAGCGCGCCGAACUUGCAACAGAAGAAUUCAUUCCAUAUAGUCAUGUGCUCGAAGGUCUUGUUAUUUUGAAAAAGAAUCCUGGAUGGGAGCAGGAGGAUAAGAUGGAGGUGUAG
Psilocybe cubensis is the source of this 2835-nucleotide messenger RNA. RefSeq lists its product as uncharacterized. NCBI's taxonomy places the organism in Eukaryota, Fungi, Basidiomycota, Agaricomycetes, Agaricales, Agrocybaceae. The coding region runs from base 1 to 2835 and encodes 944 amino acids. The transcript has 12 exons. Gene Ontology annotation, biological process: proteasome-mediated ubiquitin-dependent protein catabolic process; regulation of protein catabolic process. Gene Ontology annotation, molecular function: enzyme regulator activity. The record is from RefSeq and is a predicted model, not a curated record. Gene Ontology annotation, cellular component: proteasome complex; proteasome regulatory particle, base subcomplex; nucleus.